AUGCAAUUCUUUACCGUGCAGAUGUACGACCGUGCCAUCAGUACUCCCAACAGCCCGACCAACAUGGAGCAGACAGGAAGGAGGAGCUGGGAGGAGCCUGCAUGGAUGGGGUCAUCUCCCCGGGUGCUGAACCAUGACAUGAAGUCCACAGUGAGCCGGUCUCUGCAGAAUCUGCCCACUUCCUCUCAUGCUUUUGAACCAGACUGCCUACGGAGGGCCGUGGGUCGAUCAGCUGUGGGCGGCAGCGGCGCCACUCAGUCGGACCUUCAGAAGGCCCGGGUGCGUAUGUCGCUGCAGGAACAUCUGCUGGACUUCUACCAGAGUAACGUGAACAUCCCCACCGAGGAGCAGGCUGUGGCGAGGAGGGCGGCGCUGGACAUCUGUGCCGAGCUCCGGGUGUUCCUUCACGCCAAACUGCCCGACAUGCCGCUCAGAGAGAUGUACCUGAGUGGCAGUCUGUAUGACGAACUGCAG
Molecule: messenger RNA, 474 nt
Organism: Notothenia coriiceps (black rockcod)
Lineage: Eukaryota; Metazoa; Chordata; Actinopteri; Perciformes; Nototheniidae
Product: mitochondrial dynamics protein MID51-like
Exons: 2
Biological process (GO): mitochondrion organization; positive regulation of mitochondrial fission
Cellular component (GO): mitochondrial outer membrane
Source: RefSeq, a predicted model, not a curated record